ACCCCAUCCCAGAUGGUGGCGACAGAGCGCCAGAUCCGUGUUUUCUACCCUCUGUAAACCAUCAUGAGGAAAAAGAAGAGGUGAAGGAGGAGGAGGAGAAGUUCUAACUCCGUGGACUUCAAACAAAGGUGACAGAAGAGCUGCUGCUGACAGUGAGCUGUAGAUGUGACCUGUUAGUUUGUCUGAACAACCUGCUGCUAUCUGACCUGCUAACUAACGGGACUCAGCCAACUGGAUCCUUACAUGAACUGACUCUGUGCAGUGUUCCAGGUAAAGAUCACCUCGUGUCCACAGGUAGAUGUCUCAGGUCCCAGGUCAGGACCCGGCCUUUAUGGAAGCCAUCAGCAAACACAUGAGGGUCCCUGAGCGGCUGAGUGUGGGGGUGGGGCAGCAGUGGAGGAGGGAUGAGGAGGAGGAGGAGACCAGCAGGAGGCAGGAGAGGUUUCCUUCUGCUAUCAGCAUGCAGGUCCCUGAUAGGCUGACAUACACAGAAGCCCCUGAUAUGAGCCCCUCUCCUCUGUUCACCCCCAACAAACUGACCCUCUGUGGACCCCUGAGUCUGGAUCCCUGUUGGGAGAAUCCACAGGGAGAGGUCUUCCUCAGAGAAGCCCUGCAGAGUCCCAUUCGAAGAUCUUACAGUGAUCAAAGUUUUGGAAGGACACCCCCCGGGACACCAACGCAUCUCAAACCCGCUCUGACCCUCCCCAGACAACCAUCCAGUCUCCGUAGUUCGGGCCGUGCCCUCCUCCAGAGAUCUUCCACCCAAAGCAGCGACUCUCAGGCCCCAUCCCUCUCCUCCAGCCACAGCAGCGACUCUCAGGCCUUGCCCCCCUCAUCCGGCCCUCCCAGCUUCUUGUCUUCUCAAUCCUUUUUGCAGACGGCCAGGGAUCUGGGCCUGCAGGCCUCACAGCGCCUCCUGCAGGCAGUCAGCCAAAAAUACAGAUUUAGAAAUCAAGAGAAGCCCCCAGCAGCCAGGUUAAUGGGCGAGGGUCCUGCUGCAGCACAGGUGGAGCUCAGCAAGAGAAGGAUGAUGGAGAGCUGGAACUCUGAGGAGGAUGGAGGUGCUGCAGUCGAGUUCAUUAUCCUCAGGAGACAGGUGAUGAAGAUGAGUCGUCGUCUUGCAGCUUUGGAGCGUCACAGCGCUGAACGGAGAAAUGCUGAGCUGGUUUUGUUUCUCUGCUGUUGUCCGCCUGCAUGCUCAAUGUGUGGCUGUGGAUACGCAGAUAACACACACACACACACACGGACACACACACACACCAAAAUGCAAUGCAGCUUCUCUUCUACUUCAGGUGAAUAUAUAACUGACUACAUGUUUACCUGUCAGUCACAUUAUGAGGCUCUGUCACACCUGAUACACCUGCAUACUGAUGUCAUUCUGCCUCAUGCAGUUGCCGUGGUAACAUAUUAAAUGUCACAGGAGUGUUUUUAAAGAUGAAUCCUAGUUAUUUCAUUCAGUCUUUGUGAGUGGCUGAUGGUGAAACAGCACAGUGUUAGACAUCACUUUGAACUGUGCCAUUCAUCUGUAUGUAGAUUACAUUGUGCAUAUGUUAUUGUCUGUAGAUAAAUAUGAUAUUAAUGUAUGUUUAUUUAAUAAAGGAGUUUGUUUGUGAA
Molecule: messenger RNA, 1614 nt
Organism: Notolabrus celidotus (New Zealand spotty)
Lineage: Eukaryota; Metazoa; Chordata; Actinopteri; Labriformes; Labridae
Exons: 9
Coding region: 299-1411 (370 amino acids)
Biological process (GO): positive regulation of mitochondrial fission
Cellular component (GO): mitochondrial outer membrane; peroxisome
Source: RefSeq, a predicted model, not a curated record